UGAUAAUACGAUAAUUUUCUUUCUCCACAUUCAUCAAAGCAGUUGACAUUCAUUUCAUGCAACUUUAUUUUGUUAAAUUUCUUUGUCUGAUUAGAUUUCAGACAGGACACAGGAUGUUAUCUGCAAGAACGUGGAAGCUUGAACGAUACGCCAAGCAGGUGAAAGAAUGGAGUCACACUGUCGCCACCCCUCAAGAACCAGUGACACUGUCCAUCUUAAAUGAUCACAAACUUAUCGUUGCUCAAGGCACCACAAAAAUCCACGAAUCUCUCAUGCUGUGGGAGUCAACCACGUGGAUUAAGGGGGUCAGAAAAGGAGCUGCUAUUCUCCUCAUGAUAAAAAGUCCUCUGAGUGAUUCAGUAAGAAAGAUAAGGUUUAAAUUCCUUCCAGAUAACGAAGGCACUGCUGAUGCACAGGCAAUAGAAUGUGCCACAUGUUUAAACGCAUACUUUAAAUUCGAGAAGGAGUACACUAAGGAGGCGUUCUCUCAGUUUCAGCAAGAUCCACUACAAGGGACGGGCAAGAAGCUCCUCGUAUCUGAUAUGAGUAAGAUGAUGCUGAAUGGUGAUGUGACCGAGUUGUUGGGUGAACUUUACUCCAAAACAGUGUUCCCCAAGGAGCAGAUUCGGCACAUGUUGACUUUGUGUCUGUCAGAUCCAAACUUCCCGGGCUUUGUUGCUGAAGUGGAGAAACUUCUAAAACAGAUGAACAGCCAGACAUCAACUCAGAGGGCUUCUCAGUGAGUAAUGAACUUGUUUGUACAUUUCACCUCUCAUUGCUGCAUUAUUUUUAUUGCAGUAGUAGAAACUAUUAAUCUGUUCUUUACGUAUCACUAU
Molecule: messenger RNA, 836 nt
Organism: Bolinopsis microptera
Lineage: Eukaryota; Metazoa; Ctenophora; Tentaculata; Lobata; Bolinopsidae
Product: meiotic recombination protein REC114-like
Exons: 1
Coding region: 57-743 (228 amino acids)
Source: RefSeq, a predicted model, not a curated record